AUGCCGAGGACGUCGGGGGUCUGGCUGCUGGUGGCGAUGGUGUGCCUGGCCGCCACGGCGGCGAGGGCGUACGACGACAUGGCCGACGUGACCACCUACUGGCAGAAGCGCACGCAGGAGACCCGGUUCAAGCGCGGCGGCCCCCUCACCGACCUCGUCAACGCGGCGGCUCGUUACCACCAGGAGCUCAACGGCAACAAGUAUGGCGGCGGACGGUAUCUUCUCCAGGAGAAGGCUGAAGCCCCCGCCGCCGACUCUACCGCCUCGACGGCCACGGAAACGGCCACCUCUACCGCCUCUACGGGCGCAGCAGCUCCUCCAGUUGUCCAGAACACACUGGCGGAUCACGAAAUGAUUGGCGCCUAA
Messenger RNA from Lolium rigidum, 366 nucleotides. RefSeq lists its product as uncharacterized. The coding region runs from base 1 to 366 and encodes 121 amino acids. The transcript has 2 exons. The record is from RefSeq and is a predicted model, not a curated record. Lineage: Eukaryota; Viridiplantae; Streptophyta; Magnoliopsida; Poales; Poaceae.